CUCAACUCCAUCCAGCCGGUCUCAGUGCGGCGGCAUCGGGUACAGGUUGGCAGCUGGCGGCGCGCACUGCGAUCCGAUCCGAUCCGAGUCUCGUCGCUCUUCACCCCGGCGCUCGAACCGUGGAAUUAUGAGCAGAGCACAGGCUGCCUCCGUCGCCCUGUCCUGAGCCCGUUUCCGUUCCACGCGUGACACAUCCACACCGAACACGAUGGAGACCGGAGUCCGCAUUUUUUUGCUGUUCCUCCUCCAGCAGGCUGCCGAUGUGGGUUGCCGACAGGAAGGACGCCGUGAGGGUUGUGUUCCCGGUUUCCAGGUCAAACAGUACCAGGUGGCAUAUCGGAGAACUUUCCAGAAAGGCCUGCCGCUCCUGCAAGUUGAAUUUGAUGACUGUGCGGGUAACGAGGAUGUGGCCUUCGAGGUGUCCGUUCCCGGCUUCCACGUCGACGGAGAUUUGAAUUUGGUUCCCCUGCGAGAUGUCAGAUACAGCAGACCGGUCCUGUUCAUCCACGGCCUCGGCGUGCAUGCAGAUGACGUGGCGCAGGUGGACAUCACCGGACUAGCGAGCGAGACGCAGCGUGAUCUCAAGGAGAUUGUUGGUCUGCCACACAGAUGGAAAAGAUCCCUGCUGGUUCCUCCUAUGAUUGUCACCGAGAACCAGCGAGCCCCGUUCCCAAGGAUCAUUGGCAGGGUGAUUUCAACAGAGAAAUCCUGGGACCACAUCUUCCGACUCACGGGCCCUGGUGCGGACCGGGAUCCCAAAGGUCUCUUCACCAUCGACAUCGACACGGGAGACGUGUCAGUCACCCGCUCGCUGGACCGGGAGGCCAUUGAUUCCUACCAGCUGGAAGUGUCGACCACGGACCUAAACGGAAACCUUGUGGAGGGGCCAGUAAUUCUGGUGAUCACGGUCAUCGACCAGAAUGACAACCGACCCAUAUUCAAAGAGACCCGCUACACAGGAGAGGUGCUGGAAGGGUCCCCUACAGGAACCACAGUGAUGACGAUGAUGGCGUUUGAUGCAGACGACGCCGCCACAGACAACGCAGCUUUGCGUUACAACAUCGUUCGACAGUCUCCGGAUAAACCAUCUCCCAACAUGUUCUACAUCGAUGCGGAGAGGGGCGACAUCGUGACUGUCAUCUCACCUACGUUACUGGACAGAGAGACUCUUCCAACCACAACAUAUGAGCUCGAGAUCGUGGCCAAGGACAUGGCGGGAAGUGAAGUGGGCCUGACAGGAACGGCCACAGCGACCAUUACCAUCACAGACAAGAACGACCACGCUCCUGAGUUCACACAUCCUCUGUUCGAAGCCUACGUCUACGAGGGCUCGACCGGCGUGGUGGUGAACCUGACAGUGGAUGAUAGAGAUGACCCAGCCACGGGCGCAUGGAGGGCGGUCUACUCCAUAAUCAACGGAGAUCCCACACGGAGCUUUGAGAUUCAAACCAACCCAGACAAUAACGAGGGAAUGCUGUCCGUCAUCAAGCCUCUGGAUUAUGAAGGCACUGCGUUCCAUAAGAUCUACAUCAAAGUGGAGAACGAGGACCUUCUGGUUCCCGAUGUCGGCUACGGCCCCAGUUCUACAGCAACCGUUCAAGUCAGAGUUUUGGACAUUAAUGAAGGUCCGGUCUUCUUCCCUGACCCGCUGAUCGUCACCAGGAUGGAAAACAUUCCGGUGGAAAGCUUUGUAGCCGCUCUCAAUGCCACCGACCCGGACACGUUACAGUUACAAAGCGUCAGGUACGCGAUCCUGAGAGAUCCGGCAGGCUGGCUGACUGUCAACCAACUGCGAGGAACUGUCAACACUUUGGCCUCUCUGGACCGUGAAUCUCCUUAUGUCCAUGACAAUAAAUACACAGCGGCGUUCAUUGCCAUCGACAACGGAAGUCCUCCGGCGACCGGCACCGGGACGUUGAUCAUCUACCUGGAGGACUACAACGAUAACGCCCCCUACGUGGUACCGUCAGUAGCGCAAGUGUGUGAAGACGCGCAUGAUAUGAACGUGGCCAUAGUGGGUGGACGGGACAAGGAUCUACCGCCCAACGGGGCCCCGUUCAACAUAGAACUGGGAAAGCAACCCGGACUAGAUAAAACAUGGAAAGUCACCAGAGUCAACUCCACACAUUCCCAAAUCAUGCUGCUGCAAAGUCUGAAGAAAGCCAACUAUCAGCUUCCGUUGAUCAUCAGCGAUUCAGGGGUGCCUCCGAUGUCCAACAACACAGAGGUCAAAGUUCAGGUGUGCGUCUGCAAGAAGAACAAGAUGCUCUGCAGCUCCGCCCACUCGCACCACGCCAGCCUUCUCAUCAUGCUAACAACGCUCGUGCUCGCCCGACCCUGCCUGUAGCUUCUGCCAAAUGGUCCCGUUUGCAAGAUCGGAAAGCGCCGACUUAUCUCCCCGCACACAACGCUGGCUUUGCAGAGAGAGAGAGGAGGAAAGAGAAGACGCUAGAAAAAGUCUCGACACCGUGAAAAAUCAAACAUGACAAUACACACAAUCCCCACCAGCUCAGCCGUUGUGGAAAAAACACUUAUCUCCUUGCGACACUUGUCUCCUUUCUUCAUCGCUUCUUUCCUCACUCCUUUCCGACAUCGUAUCACGUCAUCUUUAGCUGCUUCGGCAUUCUGUCCCAUUCCUGCCCUCACCCCGGAUGCCACUGAUUAUGCAAUCACGUUCUUUUUACACUCUUCACCAUAAUGCAUUUUUACACGCUGGUAGAGUGGGGGUCUCCUGGCGGCGUGGAAAAUGUGUCCCUGCAGAAAGUGCCGUUUUUGGAGAUCAGCAAAGAAAAGACCGAGGGUGUUUCGUGAUCCCGAUUGGAUUGUCAUUAGUUAGCAUGUCAUGUCUGUCAAUAUGCUAUUGAUGAAAUGUCUCAUUGCUACUGAUGCGGUGCCGAUACGUUUGUAUUAUUUAAGUACCCACAUUAAGUACCCACAACUGGCCAUCACUUUCAGACAUGUGACAUGAGGUCCACCUGCACAAUUAAAACAUAACAACAAAAGCAGUAUUGCAAAUUCCACAUAAAUUGACCAUUGACUUAGGUAUGAUUGAGUGCAGUUCUACACCACCAUUAAUCCUUUUUUGGACUGUGUCAAUCAAAUGUAACGAUUCAAGUGAUUCUCCGCCACUUGUGUGAGUGUAUCCUAGGAAGCGGUCAUUGAGUGUACGUAGAUUCAAACCAUCGAUGAGUGGCUAGCACCGUUGCCUCACAUCAAGAAGGCUUGGACUUCUAGCUGUGAAUACGAUUCACAUUGGCCUCUAUGUGUCCACCCAGGGAUUGGCGGGGCGGGGGGGCAGUCCCGGCUACGUUCUCACUGCAGGGUAUGGUACCCAGUUUUGUUCAAAUCCUUUGUGACUCAAUUGUGAGUCAGGACUUGACUCGAACUUUAGUCUUAGACUUCAAAAUGAGAUUUUCCAUGAAUGUGUUGGCUAAAAUGGGUUGCAAAUAUUCAACUCAUGUGAUCGUCCAAUCAGGUUUAAGAACCAACAAUGAAUGUGUUGAUUACAUUUCUGUGCACUGACUAAAUCCCGAAGGCUCGGUCCACGUUCUUUUUCUGAGACUAAGUCCUGUCAAACUGGUCUUAUUUUAUUUAGAAAUGAAAAAUGCAUUUAUUGUAUUUGUCAUAUUUAAUAGAUUGUGACACUAAACAGUGCUUAUGACUUGUAAAAUUUGAAAGUCUAUGAAAAUUUCAAGCCUAUGACUUUGGACUUGACUCAACGUCCUGAGACCUGACAUUGACUUGGACUUGCAAAGCGGACUUUGGACAAAUGUGAGAACAAAAAACAUCAGCAUUGACCUGCAGUGUGAACAUAGACUUUAUCAUCCGGGGGGGGGGCAGAUGCUGCACAUUCAUCACUUCAUCAGCCAUCCUGAUGAUUGAUCCACUCCUCAUUUCCAUCCUUCUCCUCCCUCCCCAGCACGCCCCGCCUCCUUUCCCUCGUGCCGCCAAACCCGGCAAAGGCUGAGCUAGCGUCCUGGAGGGCAUCGAACGUUGGCUUUUUUGAUGUGUUCUUUUCUAUUCUCAGCAGGCCGUGUUUGAUGUAGUUUCCCGUUUGGGAGGGGCGAUGGUGCCUGCUUGUUCGUCUGCAGUGGUCGUGGUCUUUUAGGACAAGGUGGUAGCCAAUAAGCCUUUAAAGUCCCAAACUCUGGAGUCCUUUCUUCCAUUUCUCUCUUUUUAUCGCAUUAGUUGUCAUGGAGUGGAAACAGUAUCUCUUUAUAGUAACGGUGUCAACCUUUCAAAAAUGACUAUGAGCAAAAUAUUUUAUUUUUUACCAUUGUAUAGACAUACAGUAUUGAUUAACUUAUGUACUUUGAUUGCAAGUUAUUUGGUCCCCCACGCCGUGAGUGAAUAAAAGAAGAUUUUUAGGGUUUUUUUCAGUGAAAUGGAACACUAUUUUUAAUGCCAUUGGUGUCCGUGUUGACUUUUCCAUUGUAACAUCUUUGCUGUUUUGCUUUUCUUUAUUAUUGUGAUUAAUUGCAAAAUAAGAAAUCUUAACUUUUGGAUGCCCACGUGUUUAGGUUAAAGCGUUCCUCCGCUGGUCUCCCUCCAUCUCUUUUACAAGUCCUAGGAAAGAUGUUCCCGAAAACAAAGGAUGUGUUUGUGGUGUGUAGUUGAUGUUUUCUCUCCUGCCUGCACUCAAGAGACGAUUGAGUGGGGCCUCGAGUGGAAAGCAACCUCAAAGAAAAAGAAGACAUUCUGACCGAGUUAUGUCUUUUGCACUAAUUUAAUAAAGCCGUUACUGAAAAUUAACAUAUGCUGCGGCUGUGCAUUCAUUUGUCUGAUGAUGCGACCCGACAAAAACAUACGGUACCCAAUGCGGUUGUGGAGAAUGUGGGUUUCGUGUCACGUCUGAGCAUCGUGGCAAGCGAGGUGAGUAGUAAAAAUGGCGCAUGUCAUGGUUGCCGUGGAGAAAGUAAACUUCAAAACAAUGUCAGUUAUUAUUUUGACUUCAUCCUUCCAGCCUCCUGCCAGUUAUUCCUGGAAAUGCCAAUAGCAACUAUAACAUCCAAUAAUAAUAAUGAUGCUAAUAUCCUCCAUCCGCCUUCUCCCACUGAGCCAUUCCAACUCAUUAAUUCCCUCCUAGAUGAUCAUUUAGCACCUAUUAACACAGGAUCCUUAUCUGUAAUGACCACUCAAUUAUCAUUUUCACUCUCAUUGGGCGCCGCCUCAGCAAGGUUAAGUAACGCCCUCAACCUGUGACAAACGUUCAAUGGGCCAUUGGCAGAUAUUGCUGGUAAUUACACCAGGAAUACAUUCA
Doryrhamphus excisus (bluestripe pipefish) is the source of this 5260-nucleotide messenger RNA. It is a transcript of the gene cdh13, whose product is annotated as cadherin 13, H-cadherin (heart). The record is from RefSeq and is a predicted model, not a curated record. Gene Ontology annotation, cellular component: plasma membrane; catenin complex; adherens junction. Gene Ontology annotation, molecular function: cadherin binding; beta-catenin binding; calcium ion binding. Lineage: Eukaryota; Metazoa; Chordata; Actinopteri; Syngnathiformes; Syngnathidae. Gene Ontology annotation, biological process: multicellular organism development; calcium-dependent cell-cell adhesion; cell migration.